Molecule: messenger RNA, 1872 nt
Organism: Cryptomeria japonica (Japanese cedar)
Lineage: Eukaryota; Viridiplantae; Streptophyta; Pinopsida; Cupressales; Cupressaceae
Product: BTB/POZ domain-containing protein At1g63850
Exons: 1
Coding region: 343-1617 (424 amino acids)
Source: RefSeq, a predicted model, not a curated record
UUAGAUCCGCAACAAAGAGUUCAAGAGACGUUUUAAUCCAUCAACCUGAACUCGCACAGUUGUAUCAUUUGAGAAAUCCCCAUUUGCCACCUUACCGCUUGGGUUUUAUUAACCCUUAAAGCUAUGAUCGAUUAAAAAUAUUGUUGCCAGGUCUGUGGAGAUUCACAUUUCAAAAUUUCCUUUGUGACUUUCAGUCAACAUUAAUAGAAGUUUCAUCAACCUGAAUUCGAACAGGUCGGCUAGUUUAGAAACCCCCAUUUGAAGCUAUGAUCACAUAAAAACGACAUUGCCAAGCUUGUGGUUCUCCACAAUUCGAAACUUAAUUUGUUUCAGUUAUCAGUCAUGGAAGAUGAGGUUGCGGCAAUGGACACACAUUCCUUCGAAACUGGCGAUGGGAAUGGUGGCGAUGUUAUAUUACGGUUAAUUUGCUCUGACGGUGUUGAAUAUGAGGGUAAUCCUCUGCAUCUACAUUCUCAUGUUUUGAACAAAUCUAAGUUUUUUCAGGCGAGGCUCUCCGAGCGGUGGUCUUUACAUAGUUCGUCUCCUGAAAUCAAGUUAGCUGUCCUUCCCAAUAGGGUUGCUGAGAAUUACAUAAAGUGUAUUCGCCUCAUGUAUUCAUCUUACAAGGGAACAUGCCUUUACUUCUCUGGCGUAGAUGAAGCCCUAGAUAUUUUUCCCGUUGCUUCUGAAUUACUUUUUGAAGAAGGCAUUCAGGCAUGCAUGCAUUAUUUGGAAGCAGUUCCAUGGACUCCCAAACAAUCACACAAAAUCAAUUCUCUGCUAUCAUCUUCUCAGGUAAGUGUUUCUUCGGAUUUAUCUGCGAGAUUUGGAAUCCCCAACUCUUUGUUUAAUAAAGAGUUAGAGCUCUUAAGAAAGAAAUUGCCAGAAAUGUUCUCUAUCAUGUGGGGAAAUAAAUCCCAUAAGAUACCUCAGAGCAGUAUGCGGCUAACGAUCGUGCAGUACCUGAUUGAAAAUUUUCAAGACAAUAAAUAUCCCGCUAUGCAAGAGGUAUGUAGAGAUACAAUUAUAAAUGAAUUUAAUCUCAAAGUUGAGAGUGUUAAGAAUAGUCGUGAGUCUACUCAGAGAAGGGAAUCGGAUUGUGAGAAUCUAAUUUGGCUAUUAGAUGUUAUUAAAAUUUGCAAUAGUGGAAUCUUUGAAACCACAUUUAAAAUUUUGGUUGAACAUUCACAACUUCCUGACAUAUUACUUAACGAAAGAUACCAAAGUUCAUUCUCAAAUUUUCUGCUACAAAUUUUAGUGGACAGGUACAUGAAGGGUUUGGCGAACGGGGAUAUAAUUAUUCCUAGGUCUUUCCGAAUUUCUUUUCUGAGAAUGUGGGUGCCAGUUAUGGCAUAUCAUAUUUGUAACAUGUCUAGUUUUUACUCUCCAUUCUGUGGUGCGUUUCUGACAUACUCUGAAAGCUUUGUUGGGGGUGUUACUAAAAUGGUAGGAACCCUUCCUCUUGAUGACCAGAAAGCACUAUUUAUGUCUUGGAAAAGCUCUAUGGAGAGAUUUGGAAACCAGGAGAAGCAAGUUUUUCAGUGGUGGAUUGAUGCAAUAUGGUUAGCAGUGACAAAUGUAAAUAAAGUAGUCUCAGGACUGAGUGAUGGCGAAUGAAGAAUUAAAUGUGGACUCUAAAUUUUGGUAUUUUGUUUCUAGCUAGAUUCUUACAGGGCUGAUUAAUGGAAUACGUUACCACUGGAGGACUUGCGAAUAGAAAUUUGAUAAAAGAUACUUGGAGAAGCAUAUUAUCCAUGCAAAAUCUUUAAGGAAUUUUGGGACUCGGUUGUCAUAUUCUCGUGUAGACAGCAGGCAAUGAUUAGAAACAUUAAACAAUACAUGUACAUAAAUAUAUAUAUUUUCAAUACAUAA